This is a messenger RNA of Thlaspi arvense, 498 nucleotides long. NCBI's taxonomy places the organism in Eukaryota, Viridiplantae, Streptophyta, Magnoliopsida, Brassicales, Brassicaceae. The record is from the annotation of a GenBank genome assembly.
AUGACUCAUGUAAUUGAUGAUGCAGCGCAAGACAAGAUUGCAGACUUUGAGAUGAAGCUGAUGGAUAUCGACAGUGAGCAUUUAGGAAUCCCUGACGCUGAGUACCACUCUAUUGUGAGGAUGCCGUCUGGUGAAUUUUCCAGGAUAUGCAAGGAUCUCAGUACCAUCGGUGACACUGUUGUGAUCUCUGUGACGAAAGAAGGUGUGAAGUUUUCAACAGCAGGUGAUAUUGGGACAGCGAACAUUGUACUCAGGCAGAAUACGACUGUGGACAAACCUGAAGAUGCAAUUGUGAUAGAGAUGAACGAGCCUGUAUCGCUUUCAUUCGCGUUGAGGUACAUGAACUCCUUCACAAAGGCGACUCCUUUGUCUGAGACAGUGACAAUCAGUUUGUCCUCGGAGUUACCUGUCGUGGUGGAGUACAAGGUUGCUGAGAUGGGUUACAUUCGAUACUAUUUGGCUCCCAAGAUUGAAGAAGAAGAAGACACUAAUCCUUAA